Symbiodinium sp. CCMP2456 is the source of this 1979-nucleotide messenger RNA. Lineage: Eukaryota; Dinophyceae; Suessiales; Symbiodiniaceae. The record is from the annotation of a GenBank genome assembly.
GGUUCCUUGAGCAUGUUUGGCAGGAGCGGCUCCGGCAUUUCAAGGCGGACGCCCUGGAGAAGGACCAGCGCGUGCUGGAUGCCGAGAAGAAGCUGGAGCAGCUGGCGAGGAGCCUCGGAGCGGAGGGCGUCGUUGCGGAGAACCGGGAGCUCUCCCGGCAGAAUGCAGACAUGAAGCGCCAGGUUGGCGAGGCCAAGCGAGACCUUGCCAACUACCUCUCGGAGGCAGCCAACAUUGUUUACGAGAACGACCUUCUACGCAGCAUUGCCAAUGUGAAGCCAGAGCAGCUCAAGUUGAAGGACUUCAAGCUGAAGGACAAAGUCACCUCAGCCAAGGCAGUGGCUGCCGCGAAACAGAUGGAGAAGGAGGUGGCAGAGCUGGAAGCCGAACGUGGCAAGCUGAAGGCUCGGCUGCGGCAGCUGUCCGAGCUCGCAGCAGAGAAGGUUUCUUUGCUCCACAACCUGCAGCCGGAGCAAAUGCUGCAGUUGGAGGAGAUCGCAGCUCGGAUGCGAAAGGGAAAGCUGGAGUUGCCCUUGGACGAUCAGAGCCGACAACUCAAAGAGGAGAGGGACGAGCUCUCAAAGCGGCUCGCUGCGAAGGACCGGGAGGUGGCGGAACAUGUGGACAGGAAAGUGGAGGAGGUCCUGAAGAAGCAAGGCGCCACCAAGGACCUUGAGGCAAAGGUGGCAGCUCUGGAGAAGGACAAUGAGAUGCUCCAGUCAUCGCUGGAGGCCUACAAGGCAGGAUACGCCGAGCUAGUCAUGCAGCAGGAGUCACCCCGCCUCCGCCUGGUCCGGCUGGCGGCCGAGGCGUGGACGCGUUCCAUUCCCGACGCAAACGAAGCCUUCUGCCAUGGGCCUAUCGGCCCAACGGCCCGGCCAGGUCCUGCCGAAGAUGCCAGGGAUGCAGCCGAUGGUGUGGUCAUCUCUGCUGCAGGCGAGGUCUGUUCGCUCUACUGCCAAGUGGUGGAAGCUUUGGAGGAGCUCUCCCGCGAGCGCUCUCUGCGCGAGGGUCUCGCGGAGGAGGUCUCCUCUUUUCAGCAAAGGUUUGAUCGUCUCCUCGCAGAGCAAGAAGUGCUGUACAAGGACUACUUUGCACAGCGGGAGGAGUGGCUGGCGACGACCCGGAGCCUCGAGGAGCGCUUGCGGCUUCAGGGAGACUUGCUAACAGACUGCCAGCAAAAGUGCGAGAUCUCAGAGGGCCAGAUGAGAACCUGGCAGCGUCUGGCUGAAGGGACGGCGCCCGAGCUUCAAGAGGAGCUUGUUUCUGCCAUGGGCCGCAUUGCGGCGCUGGAGCAAAACGAAAGUGUUCUCUCACGCAAAGUGGAGGCUGAAAGACAGGGACACAGCAUUGUGAAGGAGGCCUUCGACAACUUGCAGAAAGACUGCUGCGAGCGAGAAGGCUUCCUGAAGGAGCGCCUUUCCAAGGCAGUCCUGUGGAAGAGGCGGGGUGCGAAUGCCCUGCGCAUCGCACGCCGGAAGAUCCAGUCCAUGGUGGCCAGCUCCGACUACGAGCGCGUACAGCAGCAGCUGCAGGUGUGCCGCCAGCGCGAGUUCGACCUAUCCAGGAGGCAGACAGAGCUGACCUUGAAGGUGGCCCAGCAGGAAGACAAGCUGAGGGAGAUGAUGGACCUUCAAGAUCGCUGCAGGAGCUUGGAUCACCUUGUGCGGGAGACAGAGCAGGAGUUCACAGUACUCCGCCGCCGACUCCAGCUCCGAGAACCACGCUUUGCUGCUGAGGUGGCGCUCUUCACGCGCCUGACGGCGGAGCUGCAGCGGACCCUUGGCUUCGUGGGCAGCUUCGAGGCUGCAGCGAGAGCUCUGGGCCUUGCCGAGGCUCGCGUCGCAGGUCUGGGCUUCGAGGCUGGUGCAGCCAUCAGUGUCGAAGCUUCUUUAGAUGAGAAGCUGCGCAAGUUCGAUGUCAACAAUGAUGGAUUCAUUACUCUCGGAGAUCUCCGAAAGUUCUUUGAAAGCCACUGA